UACGCAUUGCCGGAGAUCUGACCUACUGAAACACAAAUAUCGACAAGCACACACGGCAAAAACAGUCAAACCUCAAAUUUUGAAGGACGUUUUCCAUCCCCGAUCAAUUUUUCCGGGCGCUUUCAAUCACAGUCUUCGUCAAGUUUCAUGACGUUGUGCUAUUUUCAGCUCAAGUUUUUCCUUUUUUCAAUUUUUUUUUUUCAUGAACAUGCGUCUAUCCUACGAGAUGAUGGAUGUGACUGUUCCGCGAAUAGUUCGGUGACUCGUAGUAACCCCUAGACAUCCAUACCAAUAAAAUCUGCGUGAUACUUAGUGGGAUUCAGUGUAAAAUUUUGAUUCGAGAUGAAAGUUGAGCACGAAAGUUGUCGUGAUAAAACUGCUCGCUGCAUCCUGAUACUACUCCUGUAUGUUCAAGCAACUUCGGGCUCACCUAAGAGGAGUCUGACAAUCAGCGGCAGCCAGACUAGACCGACUCGGCGUCUACCACCGGAGAGCGGCUACGAAUACCUGGACACCCUUGCAACUGACGGCCGUCUCCAGCCCGGCUUCGUGUUCUCCCACCGACACUACGGGAAGCUCCUCAUCUUGCCCGACCAGCGCGUGGCUGUCAUGGAGGCGGAUGUGUGCCCGUUUCAGACCAGGGUCGAGAUAUACAGCGUCCUCAUAUCCCAAAUCAUCGCAUGCAAGAACCCGCAAGUCAAGCAAAUUCUCCGUGGUGCUUCGCAAGAGACAUUGAAUAUGCGAGUGGCCAUCGCCCUGAGAGUCGUGAGACGUCACUUGCCAUACCACCCGGUUUACUGCAACAAGACGCACUGGUGGGACUUCAUUCUUCACGGGAAGCGCCACACCUCGUGGUUUAUGCACUCAUGUCCUUUGAAUCGGUCUUGGGUCGGGUACACGGCGGAUGCCGUCACUGACGGACGCUUCACAUUUUUGGAUGGGCGGAGUAGAGAACUCGCCGAUUUUCCUCAUUGGGAUAUGGAGGCCGAAGGAACGGUCAAUUUCUGUUGCAUCGGGCGAGGACUCCGUUUCGUGCCCAUGCCAACAUGGCUACGGGACGACGGACAAAAAACCUGGCAGUUGAGUACCUGGCAGUACUAGCAUCUUUCCGGGAAAGAAGUGGAACGCGUUUAGCAGAAAGAAACCAUCGGCUAUGGCCAUAUCUAUCUAGGCAUGGGCGUAGCUAGGGGGGUCCUGGGCCCCCCCCCCCCAGAAAAACGGGAUCCUUCAUU
Bemisia tabaci is the source of this 1232-nucleotide messenger RNA. The record is from RefSeq and is a predicted model, not a curated record. NCBI's taxonomy places the organism in Eukaryota, Metazoa, Arthropoda, Insecta, Hemiptera, Aleyrodidae.